AUGUCGACAUUGAAAUUUCCAGCAGAAGAGAAGGCGAAGGUUGAUAAGUUCGUCACUCAGUCGCCCAACUCAAUGUAUCUCUUUGAUGCUCCCCACCGAGGCGCGAAGAUCGCCGAGCUAUGUAGAGGUUCCGGUCCUCUCGGUAGUAAUCGCAAAGAUAACUGUAUCUCAGUCGCUAUAGAAAGCCGGCAUUUAUUCGAAUACAUGCAGAAACUUGGGUUUUUCUGCCAAUUGCCUUUCGAUCCAUCAAGGACUGAAAUUGAAUGCCGAAGAAUAGAAAUGGUCACUGGCAUGCCCCUUGACCCCAACCCUACCCAUUGA
Molecule: messenger RNA, 321 nt
Organism: Puccinia triticina
Lineage: Eukaryota; Fungi; Basidiomycota; Pucciniomycetes; Pucciniales; Pucciniaceae
Exons: 5
Coding region: 1-321 (106 amino acids)
Source: RefSeq, a predicted model, not a curated record